CCAUAGCCACCCGGAAGGUUGGCGUGGUGCGGUGCAGUCUGCCCAGCUCUGGAGAAGUUCUAGCUGCUCGAGUGGAGGUGUGGUGAUGUUGCCGAGUGGGGAUGACUCUGCUCUGCUGCCGCUGGUGGAUCCGUUCGAUCUGCCAAGCUCGGAGGAGAGUAAACUGAUGCUUCACCAUGACCUGCUCGAGCGUAUGGUACACGAGGCCUGUCAGUAUUCUGAUCAGAUGACUGUGGAUCAACUGUGGGUUGUUCACCUCGUUGGUGCCCUCGAAGCAGACCUGCAUAUGCUGGAAUCUGAGCUGCGGUCCUCUUGUUGCUCAGCAGGUGUGACGAUGUUGCCGAGUGGCGACGACUCUGCUCUGCCGCCGCUGGCGGAUCCGUUCAAUCUGCCAAGCUCGGAGGAGAGUACACUGAUGCUUCGUUGUGACCUGCUCGAGCGUAUGGUACAUGCGGCCUCUCAGUAUUCUGAUCGGAUAACUGUGGAUCAAUUGUGGGGUGUUCACCUCGUUGGUGCCCUCGAAGCAGACCUGCAUAUGCUGGAAUCUGAGCUGCGGGAUGCGGCGUAUGCUGUCCCCAUCCUUACCAAAUUCGUGAAGUGCUAUGUUCUGGUGGGAGUGCUACAAUCUGCCUUCGCUCUGUCGCUUGCACGAAUUGGGGCCGCCUUCCUUGCUGCUUUACAAGACCUCCUUUCGAGUCAGGCACGCCUACGGGAGGAGACACUUCCGGCUGGGAGUCGACUUGGUGACCUCCAGAUCGCAGGUAACGCUGGCAUUUGCUUAUGCUACACUUAAAGAGGUGGGCAGGCCGUUUCAGCCGUGGGCAACAUGACUCUGGUGAGCCUCACGUAUGUGGAGUUGGCUUCAGGCACAGUGGGGUGUCCUUCGACUAGCACCACCGUACUGCAGAGGUGACGUGCCGUCAGCACGGCAACAAGUCGUCGGCCUACAACCCAUUGGAUGGGUCAGCCUAACUAAUUGUUCGCAUCGACAGUGCCCUCGUCAGGAUGUCCAGCUCAGCCGUAUUGAUGCCGCCCAUGUGAGCUUGCUACACGACACUUCUGAAGGUUCUGGGGGAGGCGCGCUCCCCAGGGACUCGGGGCACUUCAAGAGCAUCGGCCCUGCAUACAAAUUGCUGCAUGGGAAUCAAUUAAGCUCGGUGCU
This is a messenger RNA of Chara braunii, 1162 nucleotides long. Lineage: Eukaryota; Viridiplantae; Streptophyta; Charophyceae; Charales; Characeae. The record is from the annotation of a GenBank genome assembly.